Molecule: messenger RNA, 522 nt
Organism: Closterium sp. Yama58-4
Lineage: Eukaryota; Viridiplantae; Streptophyta; Zygnematophyceae; Desmidiales; Closteriaceae
Source: the annotation of a GenBank genome assembly
AUGUGCGACUGCGCCACUCCCUCGGCUCCCACACAUCCACCCCCCUCAGCAGCAGCUGUAGCAGUGGGAGACGGAGGAGGAGGAGGAGCAGGGGAUGGCGCACACACACCCGCCACCCCCAUACCCGCCACCCCCAUACCCCCAACACAGGCGGCGCACGCGCGGCGCGGGGCAGAUACGCGGGCAGCAGCUGGGGCGGCGUGCGAGCGGAAGCGGGGCGGCGCGCGGGACCCUGGGGCGCUACGACGGGCGACGGGAGGGGGGCCGACGCGCGGGCCCCCAGGGCGCCGCGACGGGCGACGGGAGGGGGGGCGACGCGGGGGCCCCCAGGGCGCCACGACGGGCGACGGGAGGGGGGCGACGCGCGGGCCCCCAGGGCGCCGCGACGGGCGACGGGAGGGGGGCGGCGUGCGGGCCCCCAGGGCACCACGACGGGCGACGGGAGGGGGAGGACGCGCGGGCCCCCAGCGCGCCACGACGGGCGACGGGAGGGGUGACGCGCGGGCCCCCAGAGCGCCAUGA